Messenger RNA from Eruca vesicaria subsp. sativa (arugula), 429 nucleotides. The record is from the annotation of a GenBank genome assembly. Lineage: Eukaryota; Viridiplantae; Streptophyta; Magnoliopsida; Brassicales; Brassicaceae.
AUGGAGGUAUUAGGAAAAUCUAGCUCGGCCAAUGUCAUUUACUUGUCUGCGAUUCUAGGUCGCAGCGGCGAUUGCGAUGAGUCUCACAAAUGUGACUGGAAAUGUGAGAACGAGCUUGUUUUCGGGAACAUGUACCGUUGCAAACUUACUGGUCUCACUCACGUCUGUGACAACAACUGUAACCAGAGGAUCCUCUAUGAUAACCACACUUCCCUGUGCCGAGCGAGCGGGCGGGUUUUCCCUCUCUCGCCUGCUGAGGAGCAGGCGGUGAGAGGUGUGAGGAGGAAGCUUGAUUGUGAGAGUCUUCCUCCUUCGGAGAGCUGUUCGUUUAAGCGUCGUCGUCGUGAGCACGCUUCUCCGUUUGAGAGGUCUUUCACUGCUGUGAGUCCUAUCUGCAGCCCUGCUGGAGAUGGGAUGGACUUGAGUUAG